This is a messenger RNA of Prosopis cineraria, 4097 nucleotides long. RefSeq names its product putative disease resistance RPP13-like protein 1. The transcript has 2 exons. Gene Ontology annotation, biological process: defense response to other organism. Bases 50 to 2131 code for a protein of 693 amino acids. Gene Ontology annotation, molecular function: protein binding; ADP binding. The record is from RefSeq and is a predicted model, not a curated record. NCBI's taxonomy places the organism in Eukaryota, Viridiplantae, Streptophyta, Magnoliopsida, Fabales, Fabaceae.
CUUCUUUAGCACUUCUGUUAGUUCAUUUGAGAAGGAAAUUGAAUCCAGGAUGAGAAUUGUCCUUGAAAAUCUAGAAUAUCUUUCAUCUCAGAAGGAUAUAUUCAGAUUGAAUGAACGUGAUAGUGGUGCUAGAGUAAGAAGCGCUAUGCCAGAUAGAGUGCCAACUACAUCAUUAGUGGAUGAAGAUGGAACAUACGGUAGAGAUGAUGACAAAAAAACCAUCAUUGAAUGGCUGCUGUCAGAAAAGUAUGACAACCAACUAUCUGUGAUAUCUAUUGUGGGUAUGGGUGGUCUGGGUAAAACUACUCUCGCCCAGCUUGUUUAUAAUGAUAGAAGGGUGAUGGAUGAAUUCAACCUCAAAGUAUGGGUGUGUGUCUCCGAUGAAUUCGAUGUCUUGAGGGUAACAAAAACAAUUUAUGAGGCAAUCACCAUAUCUAAGGAUGAUACGAAUGAUUUAAAUAUGCUUCAAAUUAAAUUAAAACAAAAACUCGCUCAAAAGAGAUUUCUCCUUGUUUUGGACGACAUAUGGAAUGAAAAUUUUAUGCUAUGGGAGGCCUUGCAAUUACCACUCAAUCAUGGGGCUCCAGGAAGCAAAAUUCUUCUAACCACUCGCAGUGGAAAAGUCGCUUCAACCAUGCAUUCUACUGAAAUACUUUCAUUGAUGCCCUUAUUAGAAGGAGACAGUUGGUCAUUAUUUAGCAGAUAUGCAUUCCAUGAUGGAAAUGUUCAUGGUUCAACCUCUGACCUUGAAGAAAUUGGUAGAAAAAUCAGUAAAAAAUGCAAAGGGUUGCCUUUAGCUUUGAAAGCCAUUGGGAGUCUCUUGUACACAGAAUUAUCUCAUGAGCAAUGGAAUGGCAUUUUGAAAAGUGAGAUAUGGGAGGAAAAUAGCGAUAGCAAGAUUCUCCCUGCUUUAAGAUUGAGUUAUUGCUGCCUCCCCUCUCAUCUCAAAAGAUGCUUUGCUUAUUGUUCCAUAUUUCCCAAAGAUUAUGCUUUUGAUAAAGAGCAUGUAAUUCAAUUGUGGAUGGCGGAAAAUUUUCUGACAUGUGCACAUCAAAGCAAAGAUGCAAGAGAAGUAGGAGAACAGUUCUUCCAUGACCUAUUGUUGAGGUCACUUUUUCAACAAUCAACAGUCGAUGAAACACAUUUUGUCAUGCAUGACCUUAUUAAUGAUUUGGCAAAAGUUGAAUAUGGAAAGUUUUGCCAUAGACUGGAGGUAGAUGAUGUAAAUAAUUUGGCAAAAAUGACCCGCCAUGUUUCAUUUUUGAGAAAUGAUUUUGAUCCAUCAGAAAGGUUUGAGAUUAUAUACCAGGCUGAUAAAUUGCGCACAUUCUUGCCUCUAUCUAUGCAGGGCCAUAGAAGAACAAGCUAUACCUCUGUUCUUAACUUUAUAUCUAGCAGGAUUAUUCACAAUUUGCCAUCCAAGUUUAUUUGCAUGCGAGUUUUAUCUUUGGCGGAUUAUUUCAUCAUGCAAUUGCCUGAAUCAAUAGGAAAUCUCAAACAUCUACGUUAUUUGGACUUAUCAGGAACUAAAAUAAGGAAAUUGCCUGAUCCAAUAUGUCAACUUCAUCAUUUGCAGACACUAAAGUUGUGGCGUUGUUGUCUUUUGGAGAAGUUGCCAAUGGAUUUUCAUAAACUGAUGAAUCUACGUCACCUUGAUUUUCGUGAAACUCAGGUGAGAGAGAUGCCAAAGCAAUUGGAUCAAUUGAAAAAUCUUCAAGUGCUGUCAUCAUUUAUUGUAGACAAAUCUAGAGAGACCAGCAUCAAACACUUAGAAGGACUUAAUCUUUAUGGAUCAAUUUCCAUAUUGGAAUUGCAGAAUAUAGUUUCUCCCUCAGAUGCUUUAGCAGUCAAUUUGAGAAGCAAGAUACACCUCAAGGAGUUAACAUUAGGAUGGUGUAUAGACAAUGAAAAAUCACAACAUGACAAGGAUGUGCUGGAGUACUUCCAACCUCAUCAAAAUUUAAAAAAGCUAUCAAUUGGCAACUAUGGUGGUAUUGAGAUUCCAACUUGGCUUGCAGAUCAUUCAUUGUCCAAUAUAGUGUCCCUAGAGCUAAGGAAUUGCAAAUACUGUAUGUCCUUGCCAUCACUUGGCCACUUUCCACAAGUCAUUGUCAAUUAUAGGGUUUCAUAGUAUCAUUACUAUAAGUCAAGAAUUUUUUGGAAAUAGCUCUAAUACUACAUCCCUAGAAAUCUUGAGGUUCCGAGACAUGAAGGGUUGGGAGGAAUGGAAAUGUGAAAAUGUAAUAGUUGCUUUGCCCCUUCUUCAAGAGUUGAGUGUAGAAAAUUGUCCCAAAUUGAAAGGGGAACUUCCACAACAACUUCCUUCUCUGAGCAUGCUAGUAAUUUACAAUUGUGAGAAGCUUUUGUCUUCAAUUCCUUCAUCUCUUCAUAAAUUGGUUCUAAGAAAUUGCGGAAAUGAGCAAUUGGAUAGUCUUCCAUCAACUCUAAAAGUCCUUGACAUUUCUGGACGCUUCGAAAGAUUAUUAUCAGUUGACAAAAUUGAGAAUGUCUUUGCCAAUUGUAGCCUUGAACGUUUGAAGUUUUCUGAUUGUCCCUGCCUAGAAUUCCCAUUAUGCUAUUAUCAUAACUUCAUUCUUGAAAUGGAGAUAAGAGGAAGCUGUGGCUCUUUUAAGUCUUUCCCACUAGAUUUAUUCCCGAUGCUUCAAUCAUUGAAGUUGAUUGACUGUAAUAAUCUUGAAAUGAUAUCUAUUUCAGAGGGAAACCGUUAUUCUCUUACAAGCUUGUACAUACGAAAGUGUUCUAAAUUUGUCUUAUUUCCUGAAGGAGGGUUUUUGGCCCCCAAACUAGUAAUCUGUUCCAUUGAAGAAUUGAAGAAUUUGAAAUCACUGCCAGAGAAAAUGCACAUCCUCUUUCCUUCCCUCACAUUUCUAUUCGUCAAAUGCUGCCCACAAGUGGAAUCAUUUCCAGAUGGAGGUUUGCCAUCAAAUCUUGUGUAUCUUGAUGUCUUUGAGUGCCCAAAACUCAUAGCCUCUCGAAUGGGAUGGCAUUUGAGUAGUCUUACUUCACUGCAACACUUAGGGAUUGGAGAUGCAGAUGAUGAGUCUCUUCCUGAUAUUGGACUACUUCCACCUACUCUUACGUCCCUUGUAUUCCUUAACUGCCCAAAUCUUAGAUCACUGGAACACAAAGGUCUUUGCCACUUAUCCUCUUUGGAAUACUUGGGAAUUCGUGUCUGUCCUAAACUCCAGUACCUUCCAAAGGAGUGUUUGCCUAGUUCCCUUUGUAAACUACGAAUUGCAGGCUGUCCAUUGUUCAAAAAGCGGAUCCAAAAACAAAAAGGCAAAUAUUGGGCAAAGAUUUCUCACGUCCCUUUUGUUAUCUUUGACGAUGAUGAAGUAGUAUCUAUAAGUGAGCUUCUCUAUGAUGAAGGCAUCGAUUUUCCUACCAUCUAAUUCACUCAUCAGUGCUGCACAAUGUAGUUUUGACCAACAAAUCUACAAGGAUAGUAGAAGUGGAUUCCACCUGUUAGGUGAGAUGGGCCCUAUUCUGUGGGGCUUGUGCACCAGAUGAAGUCGUAUUCUUUGUGCGUUAGGUCCGUAUUACUUAUUUGAAACACAAGCAGUGAAGUGGAAAAAUAUGAAUCAGGCGUAAUGUACUCUGAAGAAAAUGAAAGCUCUUGUUAAAGUGUGAAAGCUGAGCUGCAGCAUAAUGAAGGCGCGAAUAGUAGAAGCCAAUAUCAAACAUCAUUAAUGCUCUGAAAAUAUGGACAUUAGCAGAAUGCCAAGAAAAUUUAAAGCUGCCAAGAGCUCAAAAUUUUAUGAAUUCUUAGUUGUCUGUUGAAGGAAGGUCUUUAUUGUCUGUUGAAGUUUUCGUUAAUGUUUUUGGUGGGUGGCUUCUUAAUGUGUUACUGCAUUAUUAAAAGGAAGCAUUUGAUGGUUGUACCAACCACAAAUCAUACUGCUUCACAAAACUACAUAUAACAGUGAUGAAACCUUCCUUUUUCCUUCUCCUCCUCCAUUAUACCCUAUCCAAACAUACCCUGCGAGAAAUUCACCAAAUCUUAUUUGUCUAGCACUAUAUUAAGUACAUACUCUUAUUUUGCUUCUUGUUUUAUAGAUAAUUGAAAUAUUUCUUUU